Molecule: messenger RNA, 824 nt
Organism: Egretta garzetta (little egret)
Lineage: Eukaryota; Metazoa; Chordata; Aves; Pelecaniformes; Ardeidae
Exons: 1
Coding region: 1-801 (266 amino acids)
Biological process (GO): sperm capacitation
Cellular component (GO): sperm fibrous sheath; cytoplasm
Molecular function (GO): calcium ion binding
Source: RefSeq, a predicted model, not a curated record
AUGGUUUUACUUUUUCUAGGCUGCAGGUGUUUGCCAGCCACAUACCAAACAGCAUUUGCUAUCCCAGCUCUCUCCUCUAACAUGCUUUUGCCAGGUGUAGGUAUGUUUGGUUUAGACACAAGGAUUUACAACAUGACUGAAAUAUUCACUGCUUCCGAUACCAGCACUCUUAUUUUUAUCUUUGUAGCCAUGGCAUCAAGUGAAGCAGGACAGCCACCACCACAUUCUAAUGUGUGGACCCUCUAUUGCCUAACUGACUUGAGACAAGGCCAAAAAUCAUCACCGUCCCUUUCUCCUGCUGGAGCUGGUAUUCCUUACUCCCAGGCAACCCUCAGUCUUUCCAGGGGGAAAGAUCAACACUGUGGUCAGCUGUCACAAGUAUCCACUCCGAUUUACAUGAUACAAGAAGCAAGCAAGAGAAGAGAUGCUCCACCUUUCAUUUUAGUGGGCUCUAAUGUUCAGAAUGCGCAGGACUGGAAACCUAUUCCUAGGCACGCUGUCUUUGCACAGCAAGAGGCAGAUGCUAGGAGGAGAUUCGCUACAGUCCCCGUCCCAGUCGCCAGGCCAGCUGAUGAGCCAACAGAUAUGGCAAGCCCCAAAUCCAAUUCUGCAGAGGAAACUGCAGCUCAGCCGUGCACACCUGAUACCAUCUUAGUUGCUAUCCCUCUGGAUGAUGUGAUGUCUGCAAAGAAAGGCUCGCCUGCUGGUGAUAAGCACCCAGGUAUAAAUGCUCUUGCAGAAAGCUGUGGUACUGCAGGAUUGAUUGCCAUGACAUUGGGCCCAGAGCUAGGGCAUAAAUAAGUCAGCUUGCUUCUUGCAUGGGU